This is a messenger RNA of Cryptococcus wingfieldii CBS 7118, 744 nucleotides long. RefSeq lists its product as hypothetical. Bases 1 to 744 code for a protein of 247 amino acids. The record is from RefSeq and is a predicted model, not a curated record. Lineage: Eukaryota; Fungi; Basidiomycota; Tremellomycetes; Tremellales; Cryptococcaceae. The transcript is spliced from 5 exons.
AUGACUGCCUGUAUCGUUGUCUCCGUGGCCUCUUUUGUCUCUGUCAUCGACGUGAAGCCCAACGUCAGCAUCCCCGCUGCAUUUACCAAAAUCUACCAGGGUGGCAAGUCUGUCACAAAGUCCAAGGGCAAAAAGACUUCCUCUGCCUCAAAACACUUCAUUCACCACCAUGCCGUCAAGGAUUUUCGAACCUCUAUCCCCGCUCCCGCCUACAAGGCUCACCACUACAAGGGGUCUACCAAGGUGACCGUCACCGCAGUCUCCCAAAAGUGGGCUGCCGGUCAUGGCCACGGCACCACCAAGGUGCUCCUCUACCGCACCCCAGCGGAAGAGGUUAAUCUCUCCCCCACCUCAACCUCUACCGGCCCCAAGGCCAACUACAAGGGUACCCACCUUGGUGGUACCCGCGUCUGUCUCACCCCCACCCAGUGCGCUACCUCUCACCUCGGCGGUACCAAGGUCCGCCUCUCCCUUGCUCCCAUUUCUGGAGCCUGCCCCCCAGCCAUCUCCCAGGUGGUGCCAACCAUUUUCUUCGCCCCUCCCGCUCCUCCCGCGACCGUUGACUGGACCGCCAGCCACCUCGGCGGUACCAAGGUGCUGCUUCAGCGCCCAGGCCCACCCAUGGUCAAGGCCGAGGAUAAGAUGGAAGAGAAGCCCUUCGCCCAUGCUACACAGGCUCCCAAGCGAUGGGCUGCGUCCCACGUCGGCGGUUCCAGGCUUCGCCUCUCCCGCACUGCUCUUUGA